AUUAUAAAUCGUCCGCAGUCUGGGUUUCAAUGCAAGAUUGAAUUUGUUUGUACCGAAAACCAUUAAUUUUCAAAAUGACAAUUUAUUAUGCAAUUUUGGCCACGGUUCUUCUAGCCGGAGGAGAAUGGGCUAAUGCUCAAGAAGGGGAAUCUCAUAUUCGGGUCCGUCGAGGAAACUUUGGGGAGCGUUACUCGGGAGGAAUUGGGCCUGGAAGUGCUCAUGGGGUCGGAUAUGGUGGAACAACUUCGCUCGGAGGUCACACUGGAGGCGGAGGUGGUGGACCCCCAUUUGACCACAUCACUUUGAAAGCGGUUUCUGGUGCAAAUGACCAAUUCAUCGCGUCUUACCAGGCAAACCAAAAUGCGGGGGCAAGUUCUGCCGGGGCCUUGGAUAACUUACAGCAACAGGGACAACAUACGGCAGCAUAUGCUGGACGCGACGCUAAUCAGGUCGGUAGUUGGUACAACGCCAUCGCUACUGGACCAGUUCCCGCCGGAUACAAGGGAGAAAAUAGAAGACGUCGUCGUUAAACAAUAAUAUGCAUGCAAUUCCAGUCCAACUUAUAAUUGAUAAACUCAUAAAACUGCCCAAAUUUUCCGUCUAAUGUUAAAAAGGCGUGGUUGCUCCUCCUUCAUGGCAAGGAUAAUUACUUAAUUCGUCCAAAUUAAGAGACACAUUUGACUAAAUUUAACCAACAUACAGCGUUUUCUGACUGUUGUUCCACUGAAAUAAACAUUUACGAAAACCAA
Molecule: messenger RNA, 749 nt
Organism: Folsomia candida
Lineage: Eukaryota; Metazoa; Arthropoda; Collembola; Entomobryomorpha; Isotomidae
Product: heterogeneous nuclear ribonucleoprotein A3 homolog 2
Exons: 5
Coding region: 75-530 (151 amino acids)
Source: RefSeq, a predicted model, not a curated record